Messenger RNA from Juglans microcarpa x Juglans regia, 2153 nucleotides. RefSeq names its product cysteine protease ATG4-like. Lineage: Eukaryota; Viridiplantae; Streptophyta; Magnoliopsida; Fagales; Juglandaceae. Bases 398 to 1900 code for a protein of 500 amino acids. Gene Ontology annotation, molecular function: protein-phosphatidylethanolamide deconjugating activity. The transcript is spliced from 9 exons. The record is from RefSeq and is a predicted model, not a curated record.
AAACCACCACCCCCGCCUCUCUCUCAAAAAAAAAAAAAAAAAAACAGACACUAUUCGAGGUGGUGGGGAUUGUUGUUUCGUUCGUGCCAAGUUCUAAACGAAGUCUCGUAGAUUCCGAAACAAGCUCAGACCUUUCACCUCGACCGGUUUGGUUUUUGGGUAUUCUGUGUUUGUGUAUGAGAAACUUUUUCUCCCCAGUCGGUCGACACCGUAACCAGAAAAAUUCCUUUCCCUGGAAGCGACGAGACGACGGACCAAGCCGGCCCCGAAAGCAUCGACUUCCACUAUUUUCCUUUUUAUAUUAGACUCAAAUUCUGCGAUUCUUCAGAUAAAUAUUAAGAUUUGGGUUGCUCAUAUGAGUCGAUUACAUCAUUGCAUGAUGCUUUGUGACUAGGUAAUGAAGGGUUUCUAUGAGAGAGCCGUUGCUUCGAAAUGUUCUUCUAAAAGUUUAAUUGAUACCUCAAGUAGAUGUCCACCAUCUGUUUCUUCAGACCCAGGAUCCAGUACUAGUAAGUUCCCCAAGGCCUCCUUAUGGUCAAGUAUCUUUGCAUCUGCGCUCUCGGUCUUUGAGACACGUAGUGAGCCAUCAGAUAGUGAAAAAAAGGCAGUUCAUAGUGAUUCACCGGCUUGUGAGAAGAAGGCAGUUCAUAUUAGACACAAUGGAUGGACAGCAGCUUUGAAAAAAGCUGUGGCUAUUGGCUCAAUGAGGAGACUUCAAGAGCGUGUAAUGGGGUCAAGCAGGACUGGUGUUUCUAGCUCAACUAGUGACAUAUGGCUAUUAGGUGUGUGCUAUAAAAUCUUGCAGGACGAGUCAUUUGGAGAUGCUGAUUCUAGCAAUGGAUUAGCAGCAUUUGAACGAGAUUUUUCAUCAAGAAUUUUGAUGACAUAUCGUAAAGGUUUUAAUGCUAUUGGAGAUUCAAAGUAUACAAGUGAUGUUGGCUGGGGUUGCAUGCUUCGCAGCAGUCAGAUGCUCGUUGCUCAGGUGUUGCUUUUUCAUCGUUUAGGGCGAUCUUGGAGGAAACCUAUGCAAAAGCCAUUGGACCGAGAAUAUAUUGAGAUUCUGCACUUUUUUGGGGAUUCUGUGGCAUCGCCUUUCUCUAUCCACAAUCUUCUUCAAGCUGGAAAUGCUUAUGACCUUGCUGCUGGGUCAUGGGUGGGCCCUUAUGCCAUGUGCCGCACAUGGGAAACUCUAGCCCGCUUUAUAAGAGAGGCAACUGACCUCAAGGACCAGCCACUUCCUAUGGCUGUUUAUGUUGUUUCUGGUGAUGAAGAUGGGGAGCGAGGUGGAUCUCCUGUUCUUGGCAUUGAAGAUGCCUCAAGACAUUGCUUGGAGUUUUCAAGAGGUCAAGUUAAUUGGACGCCCAUUCUUUUAUUGGUUCCUUUGGUUCUUGGACUUGACAAAGUCAAUCCCAGAUAUAUUCCAUCGUUGCAGGCAGCAUUUAUGUUCCCACAGAGCCUUGGUGUCAUAGGUGGGAAGCCUGGGGCUUCAACUUACAUUGUUGGUGUGCAAGAUGAAAAAGCUUUCUUCCUUGAUCCACAUGAUGUUCAGCCGGUGGUUAGUGUCAGUAGGGACAAUCAAGAGGCUGAUACUUCAUCUUACCACUGCAAUAUCAUUCGGCACAUACCAUUGGACUCAAUUGAUCCAUCCUUAGCAAUUGGAUUUUAUUGCCGAGACAAAGAUGAUUUUGAUGAUUUUUGUUGCCGGGCAUCCAAUCUUGCAAAUAAAUCAAAUGGUGCUCCAUUAUUUACUGUGGCUCAGAAGCAUAAUUUGUCAAAAACUAGUAGUCAUCCUGAAUCAUCGGUCGGUACUGAUGGGAUCCAAAAGGAAGAUUCCUUUGCUGUGAUGGCCAUGAGUGAUGCUGAGGGCCAUUCACAUGAGGAUGAGUGGCAACUCCUUUGAUUAAGGAUCACUUGGUGGGUUCUAAGGCCAGCAAGAAGGUUGGAAAUUUUGUACAUGAUUUGGGCUUCUGUUUGGUCUUGUGCCAAUUCCACAGGGUUCUCACUACCUCUGCAGUGGUUCUGUCUUACUCAAUCCAGUUUGAUAGAUCUGCAUUUGUAGUACGAACAUUGAAUUAUUAGAAUUCUUUUUCUAUGUAUUUUGUAAAUAACUUUCCAAGUGUCAAUAUGAUAAAUUGAUUAGAGAGAUUUAUUAU